GGCGAUGCGGGUACGUAUAUAAGGAGGCGCCGUCAAUGAAUGCUCAGAGUGCAGCUUCCAGCUGAAGUUCAAGAUGGCUCGUAACGUGGCAGUGACCUCCCUCCUCGUGGCUCUGUGCCUCGUGGCAGCAGUUGCUGGACACAGCAGGUACGGCAUUGGCGGAUUCGGCGGUGGGGUGCUCGGUGGUGUCCACGGAGGUGUCCUUGGUGGUGUUCACGGCGGUGCCAUCGGAGGUGUCCAUGGAGGUGGCGUCCAUGGCCUAGGACUCGUAGGCUCUGGCAUCCACGGCGCUGGAUCCUUCAACACCGCUCAUUACCCUGGUCUUGUGCCUGGUUACAGCUUCUACGACCAAAGACCCGUGCUCGGAUACAACAGCUGCAAGUACUGGUGCAAGAGUCAUUACACCAACAAGUACUACUGCUGUCAACAACCUUACCAGGGAUAGAAUUCUUCAAUGAAAAAUAUUUAUGUUAAUCGUCUGUUAUAGUACCACUAAUAUUGUUUGCUCAAAAAUAAAACUUAUUUUAGUUACA
Molecule: messenger RNA, 533 nt
Organism: Penaeus vannamei (Pacific white shrimp)
Lineage: Eukaryota; Metazoa; Arthropoda; Malacostraca; Decapoda; Penaeidae
Source: RefSeq, a predicted model, not a curated record